Molecule: messenger RNA, 1781 nt
Organism: Cannabis sativa
Lineage: Eukaryota; Viridiplantae; Streptophyta; Magnoliopsida; Rosales; Cannabaceae
Product: bidirectional sugar transporter SWEET4
Exons: 5
Coding region: 232-996 (254 amino acids)
Biological process (GO): carbohydrate transport
Cellular component (GO): membrane
Molecular function (GO): sugar transmembrane transporter activity
Source: RefSeq, a predicted model, not a curated record
UUCACACGUCAAAUUAAUCUUAUAUUGGGCAUUUGUUCUCUCUAAUUGGGAGGGGGGCAAUAAAUUAGUGGAAUUAAGUAUAUAUACUUUCAUAUAAAUAUAUAUAAAUGAAUUAUAAUAUAUACUAAUUAUAUAGAAGAUAUUAAUUAUAACAAUCAAUAAAGCCCUCUUUGGGCUCUUAUUAUUAAUCACCUAAUUAUAAUUUCUCUGAGUUUUUUCAUUCUUCAAAUAAUGGUUUCUGCUGAAGUUGCUCGAACUUUUGUUGGUAUAUUAGGAAACAUCAUUACACUCUUUUUCUUCUUGUCCCCAAUGCCAACAAUGAUAGAUAUAUGGAGAAAAGGUUCAGUGGAGCAAUACUCAGCAACACCAUACCUCGCAACCCUAAUGAAUUGUUUGUUGUGUAGCCUAUAUGGGCUACCAAUGGUGCAACCCGAAAGAUUUCUUGUACUGACUAUCAAUGCGACAGGGAUUUUGAUCGAAUUUUGCUUCAUCUUAUUUUACUUUCUUUUCUCAGACAAGAAAACUAGAAUUAAAUUGCUUGUGGUAGUGGUCUUGGAGCUCAUUUUUACUUUCAUUUUUACAUUUUUGGUUUUAAACCUUGUUCAUACUCAUGCUAAAAGGUCACUCAUAGUUGGCAUUGCUUGUGUCUUCAUCAACAUUUUGAUGUAUUCUGCACCUUUGACCAUCAUGAAAAUGGUGAUUAGGACAAAAAGUGUGGAAUACAUGCCAUUCUUUCUGUCUGUUGCGUCUGUUGUGAAUGGUAGUGUUUGGGUUGCUUAUUCUCUCAUUCGAUUUGAUAUCAUAAUUUUGAUAUCAUGUGGGUUGGGCUUAUUACUUGGGCUGGCCCAGUUGACACUUUAUGGUUUAUUCUACAAGUCCACAAAGAAAAUUAUGGAAGCAAGGAAAGGGAAGGAGGUUGAUUUAUCAAAAGUGGUUGUAGUGGAUGAAGUACUUGAACUUCAAUGUAAAACAAGAACCCAACAAGGACAACAAUAAUAGGGUUGCCAUCUAAAUUGCUUAUCAAAAAUGGCCCCAAAACUACUUGAAAUGGAGAGAAAGAGAAGUGAUGUUUUGAGAUAUAAAAUUUAGGGAAAUUCUACAAUGCACCCCCUUAAAAUGGAUACAUUGAUGCACUCUUAUCUGUUUUAGCACCGGAAAUAAUUUUUUAGUCAAAUUUUUUCUCAUGGUCAUGUACGUUAUAGUUAUUUAAGACAUCCUGCAAAAUUUUAAGAAAUUUGGAAAAGUUUAACACGCCAAAAAAUACGUUCAAACAGUGUGUUGCACGCGUGAUUAUUUUAUUUUAUACGCGUGUAAAAUAGACUGUUUGAACAUUAUUUUCUAUAUUGUAAAUUAUUCUGAAUUUCUCAAAAUUUUGUAGGUUAUCUUAAAUAGCUAUAACGUACAUGAAUAUGAAAAAAAAUUAGAUUAAAAAAUUCUUUCGGAUGCUGAAACAAGUCAAGGGUGCAUCAGUACAUCCCUUUUAAGGGAGUGCAUUGUAGAAUCACCCUAAAAUUUAUUACUAAAAUAAUAGUAAUUUACGGCAUAAAUACUUAAGUUUAAUUCUCAGUUGCAAAUAAAUACUUAAGUUUAAUUCUCAGUUGCAAAUAAAUACUUAAGUUUAAUUUUUAGCGGUAAUAUACCUAAGUUAUAUUUCUGGAACUUUGUAAGUACCCCGACAGUUACAUGUCAAGUUAUUAUCCACGUAUCAUUUUUUUAUUUGUAUAUUUAAUUUAUUUUUUUUAAUAUAAAAAUAAAAAUUUAUGACUUAGACCAAUCAGGAA